AUGGACCCUCUAUCGGUAGCAGGCUCGAUCGCGGGUCUCAUCUCCUUGAGUGACGCAAUCUUUCGCAAGCUCUACCACUACGUCAAGGAUGUGAAAAGUGCAGAGAAAGAGGUGCAAGACCUUAAGAACGAAAUCGCUGCACUCAAUGGCGUACUCCACAACGUCCAUCUGAUUGCUCAGGAUCUGGAAACGAGCAGCCUACAAGACAUCUCGAUCCGUCCGGAUCAUAUCAACUCCUGUCUCGCGACCCUCUACCGGUUGGACGAGAAAAUGAACAAAGCUGCUAUCUUCGACAAAGGCAAGAUACGUGCCACUAUCCACAAGCUCAGCUGGCCAUUCAAAUCUGUGAACGCAAAGAAGUUUAUCGAGGAUAUUCGCAGUCACCGAAAUCACCUCAACUUCGCUCUAUCUGCGGAUACUAUGGCAGCUUUGCUUCAGUGUCUUUCGAAACAAGAUCAGCUGCUCUCGAAUGUUGCUAGCCUUGAGACAAGACUGCGAGACCAACAGAACAUUGACACCAAGAUCGUCGUCAAUGCGGAACGCCAGAAGAUCCUGGAUAGUUUCCUUUCUGUCAAUCCUGAAGAUUCAUUCCGUACUAACACGCGGAUCAGACACGCCACCACCGGGUUUUGGCUUACUGGAACUGAUGAAUUUACCAAAUGGAUGCAAGGAUCAAAUUUGCAUCUUUGGCUAAGCGGCAUCCCCGGCGCCGGUAAGACGAUUCUCUCGAGCUUGAUCAUCCAACAAUGCUUGAAGCAAGCUACAGAUGAUAGAGCAGUAGCGUUCUUUUACUGCGAUUAUAAGAAUACCAUGAGUCAAGACGUGGUUCAGAUCCUGAGUAGCCUUGCAUCGCAACUCGCACGGCAACAUGAAAGCUGCUUCCAGCUACUCAAAGACUACGACAAUAAACUGCGACCACAGCAUCAGCUGCGAAGAAGUCCCGAAGUCGAUGAGCUCACCGAUUUGCUCCGAAAAAUGUCGGAUCACUUUGAAGAUGUACGUCUGAUAGUGGAUGGGCUUGACGAGUGCAACGAGCAGGCUGGUGCGGUAGCGAGUACACUGAGGUCGCUAGGAGAUGGUCACGCCGUCAUUUCUAUGUGUUUUCUGAGCAGAGACGAGCUUGAUAUCCGUACGGAACUCGAAGCACCCAUGUUCGAACACAUUGAGAUUGCUGCGCACACAGAAGACGUAGAACACUAUGUUCGUAGCGAGAUAGAAGAAAGGCUCAAAAAGAAGAAACUUCGGCUGAAAAGUAGGGAACUGAAAGACGAAAUUGUACAUCAGCUCGUGACACGAGCACAGGGCAUGUUCCGUUGGGUGUCUUGCCAGCUCGACCACCUCUGCGAACUGCCAACAGAUGCGCUUCGUCGUAAAGCCUUAACGUGUUUACCAUCAACUCUGAACGAAACGUAUGCAAGAGUACUGAUGCGUGUGGAGAAGUCCGCCAGACCGCUGGUACGGAGGACCUUACAAUGGAUCGCCUACGCUGAACGUCCCGCGCUCUCCGACGAGCAGUUGUUGGAGAUCGUCGCUAUAGACGAGGACGACGAGGAUUUGGAUCCUGAGGCGUGCCCUGAUCUAGAAGACCUUCUUCGAUAUUGUGGAAGCUUAGUUCGCAGAACUAGCGGUAGCAUUUACGAUUACACGAACAAUUCUUGGUGUGCUAGUACUAUACUUGAGUUGGCUCAUUUUACCGUCCAAGAAUUUCUGGAGGCCAUCAUCCCUAACGAUACGGAACUGAACGAGUUCCGCCUGAGCUCGAUUGACAAGCUCACUUUGGCUAAGACCUGUCUGAAUUACCUAUGUCUUCCAUCAUUCAAUAGGCCGCCUGUUGACUUUGAGAAAGACUAUGAGGACCAUCCAUUCUACGAACAUGUAUCACGACACCUGAUCAUUUACGUCCACAGAUUUGCCCACGAGGAGGAUCUGCAAAAGCGCCUCCAAAGGCUGUUUCGUCCGCCGAAGUCCCACAGUCUCACCCGGUUCGUCCUACACAAUAUUCAGAAUCCGGGAAUUGAACUUCGGAAAGAGGGGAGGUUCAACAAAGUCUGUUCUUACGAGUUUGGAAGCAUACAUGUUGCGGCUAUGUUACGUCUUGGAACAGUAUGUCAGUGGCUAAUCGACGAAGGAUGCGAUGCAAAUCAAAAAUCCAUGCUUGGCACUCCAUUGGAAUUGGCGAUCUUUGACACAAGUUUCGAAAGGAAGAUAUAUCGAGACUUUCACAACCCACCUCCGCCACUUCGCCUUCAGCUAGGGCUCUCUGACGACGAUGGUCAAGGUAUCCUGUCGGUAUUAUUGAAAAACGGUGCCAUCUGGAACACAGAGGGCGUGGAUACUAAGGCUUUGUAUCCAGCAGUAUCUUCUGUUACAAUGGAAGAAGACCUGGUCGAGAUGCUUCGUCAUGGUAUGCCUCUAUUAACGGAAACCAUUGAGCGACUUGAGAAGGUUCCGGACAGCAGGCUCAUAAAGAAGUUUUCCGAUGUUAUUCAUGAUGCUGAGAAUGCGAAGAUCCCUUUGGAAGUCAAGCUGCGGGUACUUGAUCUUGCUCGAACAAGGCAUAUUGAAUUAGAGGCCAGCGGCUUGCCUGUCGAUACGACAAGAAGUGCAAUGAAAAUGUUGAGCGACAAGGCUUACGCUGAAGCUAUCGUUUAUACUGCUAAGUAUGGCCCAGUGUCAAAUCUCGUUCAUCUCACAACGGACGAGCGAUUCACUGUCGACAUGAAGGGACUAUGUCACUCGGCAACAUUACUUCACAUAGCGGCAGAACACAACUCUACACAGUGUAUGGAGCUACUGUUAGACAAGCAUUUCGAUGCUGCUCAUCUGGACAAACAUGGACGGUCGGUCUUGCAUUGCGCUAUCGAUUCUGGCGUACAAGAAGUAGCUCUACUACGUCGGCUAGUUCAAAGUAAUGCUACCGAGAUUGUAGAUUGCGAUGGAAGAAGCGUUUGGCAUGUCACAGCUAAGGAGGGGCGCUUGGACGUUCUUGAUAUCCUCAUUACGGAACUUGGAUCGAAUCAUCCUUUCCUCUGCAUGCAGAGCAAACUAGGGAGAACCCCACUCUUGGAGGCAGUCUUGUAUCGACAACGUCAUAUCGCAUCCCGGAUUCUAAGGUCACUUCCGGCGGAAAAAACCUUUGCGGUGGAUCCGCAAGUUGUUCAUUCCGCUGUAGCGACUGGUCUUGAAGACAUCUUUCGAGAACUUGUGGAAAUGGGUGCGAGCCUAGACAUCAGAUCUGACCAGAAUCAAAGUGCUCUGUAUUUUAUUACCCAGGAAACGACCCCUGGCAUACUGAGAACACUAUUAGACCAUGGCCUCGAGGUAGAUCGUCUUGACAGCUACGGAAGAUCACCCUUCCUCGACUUCCUAGAAGUUGAUCAGCACUCGCAGAGACUGGAAGCGCUGGGAUACUCCAAAUCUGACUCCACAAGUCUUGAUCUUUCAGUCAUGGAGCUACUUAUCACGCCCUUUUGUGCUAUGACUCAGGAUAAGACAGGUAACCUUGCUUGGUUCUAUUUCUGUACCAAGACGAUACCACAUUGUCUUCUUCGCCAAGCACUGUCUACCGAGCUUGGUACCCUCAUAGGUUUGCUCGAUGUUCUGAUAGAGCGAGGUGUAUUGAAAGUUUACGAAGAGGCCACCACCAACUCCGGCAUCGCCCUUUCGAUAAAGGCGUGCCUAGACACUGUUUCGAAGACCAACAUAGAGGACCAAGAGACCAUAUUGCCCUUUGUCAAGGCCGUCCUAGGGCACGUCCCUAAGACUACCACAGUCAAGAGUCUCUUCGCCACUCAUCCAGAAGCAGUACGAUUAUUAAUCUGGUCCAUGACUCAAUCCGACAACGACGCAUUGAAGCAGCUACUUGGCCUGGGAAUAGAUGUCCACGCUACAUGUGAAGACUACGGUGGAAACUCGGCUAUUGAUAUCGCCAUAGAGGGCACCAUCAAGGAGAAAACUUUCGAUAUGAUCCUCACUCAUGCAGACCCUGUUCGAAUCCCUAAGCUCCAUGCAGACGGCUCGUUGAGGCAUUUUGUUCUUUGCGUUUCGCCAAAGCUCAUUCAAGAGCCGGUCAAAGAAAUGGAAUUGCCGACCGCCACGAACAUUUCGAAGUUGAAAGCGAUUCUAAAAAGAGGCGUUGAUCCCAACGUCAAGGACUCUCAUUGCAGGACCACAGCUCACUCAGCAGCUCAGAGAGGCGACUUAGAAUGCAUCAAAGUUCUUGUGGCCUACCAUGCAGACUUAACAAUCACGUCUGAUUUCGGUUGGACUGCGAUACACGAGGCUGUGGCAAAUGGAAACAUCUUUAUAACAAAAUACGUACGGCAACUCUUACAGGAUCAAGACAAGUGGGAGCGUUGUGUAGCCUUUAGUGUCCCGCUCUCUGCACUUAAUGACGCCCCUCUCGGUCCACUCCCUCAAGUAACGUACCAUCAUGGUACUCUAGCGCAUCUGGCGGUCUACAAUCACAGCUCAGAAAUGCUUCAGUUCUUGCAAGACAACGAUCUAGUGGACAACAUCAAUGCAACAACACAGGAGGGCGCCACUCCACUUCACUUUGCCGUAUGCAUAAGUCAUCCUCAAACGACCAGAUGGCUGUUGAACAAUGGCGCAGAUGUCAACGCAAAGUGUGGCAUACAUAAUACCUCCGCGCUACACGUUGCGUUCAGGCUGGGCUGCCUUGACAACGCGAUCGCGCUGGUCGAAGCUGGAGCGGACUUUUCUGCCGAUUCAGCAGGAAUCACACCCGAGAUGCAAGUAGACCCGACCAUCUGUGCAGAUUUGCUCGAGCUUCUUCCCAAUAUCGGGGUUCCAAUUCCUCCUACAGUGAUGGAAGGUAUUCGGCGUAGGCACCAACUCAAGUCAUCUGGGAACCUGUUUAGGGCGAUAGUGAAUGGAGAUUUUGAUGCCUGCAGGUCAAUCAUCGCAGCUGCACCAUGCUUUCCCAAAAGGGUCAAAAAAGGCACUCGAUACACGCCGCUCAUCGUUGCACUAGUUCACAAUCAACUAGACAUUGCGAAGUUGUUCCUUGAUCAUGGCGCCUCUACAAAUGGUGUUUCACGUGAGGAGGUCGAUCGUAUGAGUUUCGAGGCCUCAGCUCUUGAAAUAGCCGUUAAAAAGCCGAUGUUUAACUCUCUACUUGAGCAGCUUCUCGAGCAGUGCCUAUCGCAUGAAACACAUUGGAGUCAGAGGUUCGGUUACUGGCGACCGUUUCAUAUCGCGGCCGCCUAUAACCCUGGGGCAAUCGAGAUACUUGCCAGUCACGUUCUCGCGCAUGUAGCGCUGUUUAGAGGGAGUUUACACUCAACCUUUAGCACGUUCGACAUAAGCCCUUCUUCGACCUUGAAAGCAGGUCUUGAAAGAUAUGCAACAGAUAUAGAUGCCGUUUCGUUGACAGGAUUGGAAUCAGGUUUCACCACGCUCCAUGUGGCUAUUACGAGCGGAAAUUCGGAGGCCGUAGAUGUCCUCCUCAAAUACGGCGUUGAUGCGGGUGUGAAAGACGAAAACGGGUUCUCCCCACUUCACUAUGCUGCGGCCGCUGAUAACAGCAUUCUCGUCGAAAAGCUGCUAAAAGCUGGAGCGAGACUCGACGCUAUCGACUUCUUCCAAAAGACCCCACUUAUAUCUGCUGCAAGGCGCGGAGCAGUGCAGGCAGCCUCGACGUUAGUUGAACAUGGAGCGGACCUAGUGACUACAGACCUGGCUGGCCAAACUGCAUUACAUCAUGCUGCUCGAAAACAAAAACUUGGGAUGUUCAUGUUCUUGCUCGACGCCGGAUCCGACGCUUACCAGCUUGACGACAAAAGGCAUUCUCCAGUAUAUUAUGCAUUGUCACAGGCACAGCUCGCCACAUAUGUUUACGCACGCUGUUUGAGUCUGGCCCAUAUUUUUUGCGCGGAUAUAGCCCCCAAAUUAGGGCCGGGGAUCCAUGCUCUGCGCUCGUUCCUUUGCUAUUGUUCCGAGACCACCAGGCGUUCGUAUCUAACAAUGGCAACGGAGGAUGGCGAUACAGUGUUCAUUGACCAUGCAAUUUACGAUGGCCCAGAUUAUAUCCAGGUUUGUAUCAAAGCUGGUGCGCAACUUGAAGCAACACGCAACAACGGUGAUACAGCGCUUCUCGCCGCGUGUCGUGCUGGACGGAUACCCUCAGUCGCAUAUCUUGUUCGACACGGAGCGAAGCUAGAGUACGGGUAUCAAGGUCGAGCAUUUAAUGCAUAUAUAGCAGCAAGUAGGCACCCGGAGAUCGUCAGAUGGCUGUUGGUAGAACGUUGGACUGAGCAAGGCAAACUUGGUAGUGAGCCUGCCAACAGUGGAGAAGAGGCACAGUGCCAACCUUGGACUGGGGUACGUACCGUCAAGAUACCUUUGCGUGGAGAUUACGAGCGGCCAGAGGGAUUAUCACUAUUGGAUCACGUGAAAUAUCUACAUGGUGUUGCAAAGGGAGGAUGGAGGAUAUUGGUGCCAUUAGGCUGGGAUACGAUUGCAAACCUCGUGCAGUUGCCUGGAGAGGUGUGA
This is a messenger RNA of Alternaria burnsii, 6513 nucleotides long. RefSeq lists its product as uncharacterized. Gene Ontology annotation, molecular function: protein binding. The transcript has 3 exons. The record is from RefSeq and is a predicted model, not a curated record. Bases 1 to 6513 code for a protein of 2170 amino acids. NCBI's taxonomy places the organism in Eukaryota, Fungi, Ascomycota, Dothideomycetes, Pleosporales, Pleosporaceae.